Molecule: messenger RNA, 2280 nt
Organism: Penicillium atrosanguineum
Lineage: Eukaryota; Fungi; Ascomycota; Eurotiomycetes; Eurotiales; Aspergillaceae
Exons: 3
Coding region: 1-2280 (759 amino acids)
Source: RefSeq, a predicted model, not a curated record
AUGAAUAACGAUAGUGAGAACGAGAGCCUCCCACAAGACAUCGAACUACGAGGACAGCAUAUUGCCACGAUCGAGGACGCACUCCAGUUCCUACGGGGCUGUGAAAAGUCUGAGGCAUAUCUACUCGCGACCCAGCUAUUGGAGUACUUGCUUGGCAGACAUGAGAAGGUGGAACGAGCCAUCGACCUGCUGUACAACUACGUCGAUAAGGAAGAGCUAUGGAGAGGACAGGAGGACCACGCAGAUUUCCGAAGAAGAUGGCAAGAGGGCCAGAGAAUACAGGCACGACGUAUCCAGAACGAUGAGUACCUUACCUCAAAUAGGCAAAAAGCAAUUAAUGCCUGGGGAGAAGAGCAAGCGAAUGCCUUCUUCGGGUACCUAUCGACACGUUCAAUAGUGGAAUUGGCCAGCAAAUUCAUCACAACUGGUCUCAGUUACGAGCAUGUCCGGCUUUCGAUCAAUAAUAAGGUUAUCUCACGUCUAUCAUCACCAGGACGAGGGGUUCGCAACACCAAGGGUAUCAUACAAGGUGACCUUACGAAGGCCCUUCACCGGAAGUGUUUGCAGCCUCUAGUGCGAGAGACCCUUAUAGAGUGCGGGCUACAACUAGACCAGGAUGGAUAUUGCUGCGCGACCGGCAGAGGAAGUGACCUUGCCGCUCUGACUGCAGAGCCACAUAUGUCUAUUGUUGAGACAGAAACAGAAGAUGAAGGCACAGUCAUUUACCUUGAGGAGAAUGAUGAGGGAGGCGAUGCCGCCGACCUAAUGUCUAUCUGCGGUGUAUCUGAUAUGUCCUCUGAGCUAUCGGAGGCGCAGUCAUUUCCAGAUGACUUCCUGUCUAGAAAUGACGAGGAAUCUGAUUCCUCGCAGGGCAAGAAGAGACAGGAUGCUAAGUGUGGCUGCUCCGUCAAAAGAGCUACUAUGAACAGAAUCCUAGCCCUCCCUGCAGAUGCAACCAAUAGACAGAAGUUGGUGGCCUUAAGAAGCCUUAGCAGACUAGCCUUAUGUGACCUGGAGUCGAUCUUCACGAAAAAUGUGAUCUGUAUGUCUCAUGCAAAGAGGGUGUUUGAACUGUUCAAUAUGCGCAGCGCUAGCAAGAACUAUACCGCGCUUGCUAAGAGAGUUGACUUCAUCUACCGAUAUAUUGAUGACUGGGAUACCUUGCUGUCCUUCGAAAGCCUCUACCGAAGAAUACUGCCCACUCCCGAACCAACCGCCCCUCUGGCUACUGAGCUAUUCCAGCAGAUGACAGAGCGAGGGAGUGUGGUGAUUCCGCAGUUAUUUGGUUGGUUGAAGGAAGAUUUUGAUGGCAAUCAUCCUGGCGGUCUACUGGCUCUUGCACACGAGGAGAUAGACAUAUACAAUUACCAUUAUCUACCUCGCACCGGUAAGCCUCGUCUUGGGUGGUUGAGGAAUAUGUGGCAUGGUAUUAUCCAGCAACUGGUCCGCCAGGACCCGGCGUACUAUGCAUGCUAUGUCUUCUUUCGACCAGACCAUGCUCACCGACUGAUCUCCUUCCCGUACUACGCCAAAAGUACCAUGCCUGGUGAGCAGACUCGCUUUAGGCACAUUGAUGUGAAUCUAAAUGAUCUAUUCCAAACCGGGCGGGGCCACGCAAUAUUGCAAGGUAGCCUGUCGUUAGAUGAUGAGGAUGAGCAGAACUGUACUGAGUUACUGUAUGGCAUGCACCGCCAUAUUCAUGAGUGGUGGGCAAGUGUGCGUGAUAAGAUGGAGACCACAGAUGGCUACGUGCAAAAGAUCGAUGGCAAGAACUGGACCAAGGAGGAUGCCGCAAAGUAUGGCGCAGACUGGGCCAAGGAGGUCUGUAUGGCUGGUGAUGUCCGAAUCAGUCUGCCAACACUACCCCAUAGGUCGACAGGCCCUGCAACCAAGAGACGGAGAUGCAUUUUACCAUGGUUUGUCCGUGUUAGAGAUGACCAUUCAACCCUAGAUACCCCGGAAUCUGGCACUUGGGAGGAAGUAUCCGCAGCGCACAGAGACCUCAUUCAAGCUACUAGAACGCCUUUAGGGUUCACUAGUAGUAAGUAUGGGCACCUGCAGUAUGCAUUCCCUGCGGCACCACGGUUCCACGGUGAGGGUUUGAUCUCUGACUGCUUGGUUGGCCGUGCUCGAUGGACUGAUCCUGGUGUUUCGACCGAGCUGGAUGUCCUCUUCGGUCAAUAUGAGGCCGCUGCAGCCGCCUACAUUGCCUCAUGGAGAAGACAUGCGCAGCAGACGUAUGCCGACCUAUUCCUAGAGAUGAUAAAAGCCGAGAAGUAG